This is a messenger RNA of Canariomyces notabilis, 829 nucleotides long. RefSeq lists its product as uncharacterized. The transcript has 3 exons. The record is from RefSeq and is a predicted model, not a curated record. The coding region runs from base 114 to 596 and encodes 160 amino acids. Lineage: Eukaryota; Fungi; Ascomycota; Sordariomycetes; Sordariales; Chaetomiaceae.
CAGGAGCUGCAGCUUCAGCCUCAGCUGCACCUGUCGCGAUCCGAUCCCAACCCAAGCAAUGCCAGUCAUCGUACCUGCCUGAAAUCUGAAUAAGAUCUGGCAAGCGGUAGCGAAUGCUUCCCAUGUCGGAAACAAUGGAUCGCAUCGUAAUAGACAGACUCGGUUUCACUCUUCUCCAUGAUCCGCCUGAGGCACCAACGGCAAACGUGAUAUUCGUCCACGGCCUUCAUGGCCACCCGCGAUUUAGGUGGGAAUAUACGAGCACUUCUCCCUCGGCCACCUCUUCGAGCCCGUCCGUACCACACACAAAGCGACGUCUCGUCCCCUCGCGCGUCCGCAACUUCCUUCGCCGUCCAAGCCCCGACACCACACAGACACCUGAUCCGGAGAAAACGAUCGUGUGCUGGCCGGUUGACCGCCUCCCUGAGGUGUUGCCGAGCUGCCGUAUAUGGACCUAUGGUUACAACGCGGAUGUCGCUGGUUUUUGGGGCAAGAACAACCAGAAUAACGUCCUCAAGCAUGCCAACGACCUCAUGAUCAGACUUGAAAGAACCCUGAAGGAUGAUGUAAGAGCCAAACAUCGCCCCCGUGCCUAAUUCCCACCAAAUCUAAGAUGAACUAAACUACCCUUAUCCAGCGCCCGAUCAUUUUCGUCGCUCACAGCCUUGGUGGACUUUUGGUCAAGCGGGCACUCUCGUCAAUGGAAUCCAGCUUAGACGACAGAUUUCGCCAGUCUUUGAGACGGAUAUCUGCUGUUGUUUUCUGCGGGUGCCAUCACAGAGGAUCCGAUGCAGCAUCCUGGGGUCUCCUGGCAUCGAAACUGAUUGCC